Trifolium pratense (red clover) is the source of this 1890-nucleotide messenger RNA. Its product is annotated as cyclin-D3-1. Gene Ontology annotation, molecular function: cyclin-dependent protein serine/threonine kinase regulator activity. Gene Ontology annotation, cellular component: cyclin-dependent protein kinase holoenzyme complex; nucleus; cytoplasm. NCBI's taxonomy places the organism in Eukaryota, Viridiplantae, Streptophyta, Magnoliopsida, Fabales, Fabaceae. The coding region runs from base 277 to 1425 and encodes 382 amino acids. The record is from RefSeq and is a predicted model, not a curated record. The transcript has 4 exons. Gene Ontology annotation, biological process: mitotic cell cycle phase transition; regulation of cyclin-dependent protein serine/threonine kinase activity.
ACUCAGCUGAAAAUCAUCACUCUCUUCUAUUCUCUCUAGUUCUCUCCUAUACACUAUACUACUACUACCUCUCCCUACUUUUCUUUCUCUGUUUUCACAUCAUAUCUCUCUCUAUCUCUUCUUUACUUCUUCACUUCUUCACACACACAAACACAGAGAGAAAGAGAGAACACAGACAAAGAGAAAAAAGAGAGUGAGAUGGGUUUGAGACUCAGUACUGUUUCCUUCUUUUUAUAAUGAACAAAGGACCACAAAUCCUCUUCUUCACUGAAGAAGAUGGCAAUCCAUCAUCAUCAUCAUCACAAUCAACUCAAUCAAAACGUUUCAUCUCUUCUUCUAGAUACUCUUUACUGUGAUGAAGAAAAAUGGGAAGAAGAACAAGAACAUCAUGAAGAUGAUUUAUCAUCUGAACAAAGUGAUGUUACAACAAACAAUGAUAUCUUUGAUUCUACUUCCCUUUUUCCUCUGCUUUUCUUAGAACAAGAUUUGUUCUGUCAAGAUGAAGAACUUAACACUCUUUUCAUCAAAGAAAAAACUCAUUAUGAAGAUCUGAAUUUUGAUGACUCACUCUCUCAACCACGUCGUGAAGCUGUUGAAUGGAUCCUUAAAGUCAAUGCCCAUUAUGGUUUCUCUUCUCUCACUGCAACACUUGCUGUUACUUACUUUGACAAAUUCAUUUUAACCUUCCAUUUUCAAAAAGAUAAACCAUGGAUGCUUCAGCUUGUUGCUGUUACUUGCAUCUCUUUAGCUGCUAAAGUUGAAGAAACACAAGUUCCUCUUCUCUUAGACCUUCAAGUGCAAGAUACCAAAUAUGUGUUUGAGGCAAAAACUAUUCAAAGAAUGGAACUUUUGAUUCUUUCAACACUGAAAUGGAAGAUGCAUCCUGUAACACCACACUCAUUUCUAGAUCACAUUAUAAGAAGGCUUGGUUUGAAAACUAAUCUUCAUUGGGAGUUUCUUAGGCGUUGUGAGAAUCUUCUUCUAUCACUACUUUUAGAUUCAAGAUUUGUUGGUUGUGUUCCUUCUGUGUUGGCCACUGCUACAAUGCUGCAUGUUAUAGACCAGAUUGAACAGAGUGAUGAUGGUGUGGAGGACUACAAAAAUCAGCUUCUUAAUGUUCUCAAAAUCAGUAAGGAGAAAGUAGAUGAAUGUUAUAAUAUGAUUCUGCAAGUAACAAAUGCAAAUUCUAAUGAUGAUUAUUAUGGUAAUAAACGAAAGUAUGAACAAAUCCCUGGUAGUCCAAGUGGCGUAAUUGAUGCUGUAUUUAGUUCUGAUGGUUCCAACGAUUCAUGGACAGUGGGGUCAUCAACAUAUUCAACAUCAGAACCUGUGUUUAAGAAGACCAAAACUCAAGGACAAAAUGUUAAUUUGUCACCUCUUAACAGGGUUAUUGUCGGAAUUCUUGCCACUGCAACCUCUCCUUAAAACCUUCCCUCUGAAUUUUCUAUGUCCUUAAAAAAAAACCAAAUAACCAUAAAAAAAAUUACCACAAAAAAGAUCUAUAUUUAUCUACUAUGGUUAUGUUCAUGUUGCUACUAAACUGAUCUAGUUAGUUUAGUAGUGUCUUUCUUUGAAUCUCUUCAUUUCCAACAAUGUCCCAAGUUCAUUUACACGAAUCUCUUGAAGAGGAUGAUGAUGAUGAUGAUAGAGGAUGAAAAAAUGGUUGAAUUUGCUGAGGGAAUUGAUUAAAGAGGAGAGGACAAAGUUGGCAAUGAAGAUUAUUAUUACUAUGAGCAAGAAAGCACCUUAUGAUGCUAUGCUAUGAUGAUAUGUUUCAUUUCAAGGCACUUUAUUUUUAUAUUCAAUGGAUCUUUUCUAAGACCAUACCAAAUUUGGACAUAUUUAAAUCAUAUAUUUCUAUAAUAAAUAAUUGGGAAUAAUUUUUGUUCA